This is a messenger RNA of Penicillium cataractarum, 978 nucleotides long. It is a transcript of the gene pmeA, whose product is annotated as putative pectin methylesterase. Gene Ontology annotation, biological process: cell wall modification. Gene Ontology annotation, molecular function: pectinesterase activity. The coding region runs from base 1 to 978 and encodes 325 amino acids. Lineage: Eukaryota; Fungi; Ascomycota; Eurotiomycetes; Eurotiales; Aspergillaceae. The transcript is spliced from 3 exons. The record is from RefSeq and is a predicted model, not a curated record.
AUGCAUUUUUCAACUCUUCUCUCAGCCCUAUCUCUUGCGACAGGCAUCAUCGCCGCACCGAGUGCCCUCACUCGUCGCACGAGUAGAACUAGCGCUCCCUCAGGGUGUCUAACAGUCGGUUCUGGAGGCACAUACUCGACUAUCGGUGCCGCACUUACUGCACUUGGCUCAUCUACGUCUGCGGCCUGCAUCUAUGUCGCCAGUGGCACGUACACAGAGCAACUCACCAUCAACUAUGCCGGAACUUUGACCCUGUACGGAGAGACCUCUGAUACGGGGACCUAUAAGGACAACACUGUGACUAUCACGCAUACCAUCUCUUCACCAGAUGCUGGUAGUCUUGACAAGAGCGCGACUGUCAAUGUCGUCUCUGCUGGAUUCAAGAUGUACAACAUCAACGUGAUUAAUGGAUAUGGAAAGGGUGCACAGGCUGUUGCCCUCGUCGGUAACGCCAAUAAACUCGGUUUCUACGGCUGCCAAUUCUCAGGCUACCAAGACACUCUGUACGCAAAGGCCGGAACCCAAUACUACUCCAACUGCAUGAUCGAAGGAGCCGUGGACUAUAUCUUCGGCGACGCCUCCGCCUGGUUCGGCGAAUGCGACAUCGUCUCCAACGGCGGCGGCGCCAUAACCGCAAACUCCCGCGAAACAUCCACCGACACAGCCUGGUACGCAAUUGAUAACUGCAACGUGAAAGCCGCCUCGGGACUGGACCUCGACGGGGAUGUGUAUCUCGGUCGACCGUGGCGUGUGCUUGCGCGGGUGAUUUAUCAGAAUUCGGUCCUUGGGAGCUUGAUCAAUGAGAAAGGGUGGACGGCUAUGGCUGAGAAUGCGACGCCGUUGUAUUAUGAGUAUAAUAACUCGGGGGGUGGGUCGAGUACUUCGGCGCGUGAGUAUGAGAGUUCUAUUUCGGCGGGGGUGACGAAGAAGACGGUUUUGGGGAGUGAUUAUGGGGAUUGGAUUGAUUCGAGUUAUUAG